This is a messenger RNA of Amoebophrya sp. A120, 2756 nucleotides long. Lineage: Eukaryota; Dinophyceae; Syndiniales; Amoebophryaceae. The record is from the annotation of a GenBank genome assembly.
UGAGAAUAAAAAUGGCUUUCGUACUAGUAGGUAGCGCGAUACAAAGUGCUGGUGCUGGUGCGUACCGCAUAUUUAAAUGGCAGGUGAAACAUCAAUUACCCCAAAAGUGAUUUAAGUACCCGAAGAGUAGUUCCUCGAACACGAGAAGAUCUAGCCGACGUAUUAUUCUCGUCGAAAAAGAAGUUCACAAACAACACAAAUUUGGUAGACCAGCGAAACUUUUUUUUAUUCCGAGGAAACAAAUAAAACAACCGGGAGUCUCGUUGUAGAAACCAAAAAAAAAGAUGGUCGAGAUCGUGUGCCCGCCGGUGGACGUGGAACCGACCAAGAUCAUGGGUGAGGCCGGCGGCCCGCAAGCCAAGGCUUACAUCACCAAGUUUGAGGGUGGCCGUCAGGCGAUGCGCAUCUACAUCGACGGCGGGUAGUCAGUUUCAGCUUUGUUCAUCGUGCUGGAUGAAACAAGAACUUCUUUCGAUAUGAGAAAGCUACUGCGAAGCGGAGAUAAAAUAAAGACACACGCGCAACAAGUGGUCCAUGAAGAUGUCUCUGUUAGAGAGCCACGCUGAGGUGGAUCAAGAUGCGUAGAGGUUGUUGGCUGCAACCAAAUCUGCCACGCGCUUUCUAAACGGCCGCCAACGUAGUUGCACACAUUGCUAUCGCCCGGCCACGUCCAUGCGCGCGCUGCCCAAUGAAUGGUUGGAAUCCCACACAACCAGGCCGCCAAUGACGCGAUUUGAAAGCAGAUGACGGUGCCGGUUGAUGGAUGUCGUGGCAGCCCUCUUCGGAGGGAGAAGUUGAUUAUGGUGGAGGAAGCAGGUAAAUUGUAGCCCUGUGCUGAUGUUGGCCUUUCAGGAAGAUGAGGAGGUGACUUCUUUCUUGAAGAUUAUCGUGGUGGACCACGAGACGGGGCGCCACGCACGGGCCUUUUAUUUCAUUGCCUGCCAUCAUUGCUAGAACUGCUACGUGUACGUGUAGUACCUUGCAAUCGCUCUUUCCAGAAGUGCUGUCCUUUGAUUGUUCCUGUCUUCUGCUAGUCGGUCUCGCUCUCGCUGCAAUUCACUCGAAGUCGAAGACGAUUGAUUUCCAGUUCGAAUAAAUAUACGAACCCAGGUUUGAUUGGAAAAAGUCCGUGGCUCCGAUGCUGCCGGUAUCAAGUGUAAAAAUGUCUGAGUCUUGAAGAAUGCAACUUGUCAUCCUAAAUCUGAAGCAUACAAAAAUCUGUGUUGCAUGAUUACCAAAAGUCGUCCAGUUUUGGCCAAGUCGGGAGGGAGUUUCUCAUGCAGGAUAGGCAUGAGAGAGAGUGCACAGAAUCUGUCAUGUUAGGUCCUGCAUUACAGACCUCAUGGGUCAUGGAGAAGCUGCAUGACAAAUCGCGCGGUCUGUUAAGCAUGACAAAUCGCGCGCUCUUCCAGACUGACCCAGACAUUUUUACAUUUGAUAGCCGGGCUGCCCGGACUGGUGCCCCGCGACGCACUUCGGAUACUUAGAAGCUGGGGAGAUGUAUCCCACAGAAAAAAGCUGGCAGGUCACAUUUGUAAUGCAAAAAUAAAUACACAAAAAUGAAAUCUGCAUUGCGUAUCCUAAACAGCAUGCUAUGAGGCCGCCCAUAUUUUUCUGUGUAUUUAUUUUGGCAUUACAAAUAAUAUGCCCUGCCAGCUUUUUUCUGUGGGAUAAGAUGGGUAUCAAGAUGCAGGACGGAACUGAGAAAACCAUCAAGGCGGGCGAGACGUACUUUUUUCGUUUUCUUGAACAAACGAAAAGACUGUUUUGUCUUCUUCAAGGUCCAUAGUUCUCACAAACGAGAUCGGGACAUGCGUCGUGCUGCUACAUGGGCAUGCGAUGAAGACAUCCCAUUUAAUAAAAUCGUAAAUUCUUUCAAGAAAGUACUUGAAAUACUCAUCAGCUACAUGGUGCCCCCGGGCCACCUGCCCAUUGUGACGGAAAAGGCGGUCAUGGUCGAAUUCUCGCAGGACACUACCUACACCAACGACAAAUUUAUCAAGGGCGAGAAGGAGGAGGGCAAGUAAGUCCUCCGGUGGAAAUUUGGUCAACUGGUUUGUGAUCACUUGGACUGAAGAACACAGAAAGAAAACCGUCUGUCACUUUGUAAAUUUCCUUUUCAUCUCUAUGUAUGAAUUACAAAGUUGAAGUAGGAGAAGAUGCUAUCGCGUUAGCGUUAGUGCUACACAAAUAAAUCUCAAUGAGUUUGUAAACAAAAUCCGUCGACAAAUUUUAGCUCUCGACAAAGACAACUAAGUACCUUCCUGCCCGGAGAUUGUUUUCGAACCGAACUUUUUAGAAAGGGCGCCGCUUCUUCGCGUUGCUCGAGGAGUACGGCGACGACCUUGACAUGUAAAAAUCAUCUCUUCGUUUCAGUUUCACGGCGAGAUCGCAACAAACAAAAGUAAAAGAAUACCGUGCGGCAGCUCCCAAAAAUCAUAGAAGUUUCUAUGGGCGGUACCUGUGGAGGUACCGCUUGAUUCUGAAGAGCACAUCAACUCGGAAUAUCAUAGGCGCAGUUUUUUUCUUGCAAACUUCUACUCUGCGAAUUCUGAAAAUGAUUUGCUGGGAGAAAAUCACUUGAGUUUCUCUUGUUGAUGUUAGAUAGAAAAGCUACGGCUACUAGCCUCUCAUAGGUACGCAGCCAAAGCGCAAAUGACGAACGUCAAGAACCAUUCGGCGGUGAAAGCCUUUUCUGAUUCUGAUAUAUCAUGACCCCAUUCAAAAAACUGGUGUUGGGGCAAGAGAAUUAUGAC